AUGUGGUGCGAGCGCGACGGCGUGGCCGUGUGCAUGGUGUGCCUCGUGGCGGGGCCGCACAAGGGCCACGACGCCCUCACCAUCGAGGAGGCCGAGGAGCGAGCGCGUGAGGCCGCGCGGGUCGAGCUGGCGCAGGUCGAGCUGGCCAUGGGCGAGGUCGAGGCCGCCGUGGAGCGCCAGGCGGCGCGCGAGGCCGCCGAACAGGAGAGCGGCCGCGAGGCGCGGGCGGCCAUCAAGCAGCACUUUGACCGGGUGCGCGAGGCCGUGGCCCAGCGCGAGAGAGUGCUCGGCGCCGAGGUGAACGACGGCGGGCCAAGCUCCGCCCAACGGCCCGCGGACGUGGCGGUCGACGCGGCCACGGGCAACAUCAUCGUGGCCGACAGGGACAACCAUCGGGUGCACGUGUGGCAGGCCGACGGGUCCUUCCUCCGCACCUUCGGCUCCCGGGGUCGUGGCCAUGGUCAGUUCAGGAGGCCCGAGGGUGUGGCGGUCGACGUGGCGGGUAACGUCAUCGUAGCCGAUUACGGCAACCACCGGGUGCAGGUGUGGCGGGCCACUGGCCGGUCCUUCCUUCGCACCCUCGGCUCCCUGGGUGGCGGUCCCGCCCAGUUCAAGGACCCUAGAGGUGUGGCGGUCGACGCAGCGACGGGCCACAUCAUCGUGGCCGACUGCGGCAACUAA
Acanthamoeba castellanii str. Neff is the source of this 681-nucleotide messenger RNA. Its product is annotated as NHL repeatcontaining protein. Gene Ontology annotation, biological process: proteasome-mediated ubiquitin-dependent protein catabolic process; protein polyubiquitination. The transcript is spliced from 2 exons. Bases 1 to 681 code for a protein of 226 amino acids. The record is from RefSeq and is a predicted model, not a curated record. Gene Ontology annotation, molecular function: protein binding; ubiquitin protein ligase activity; zinc ion binding. NCBI's taxonomy places the organism in Eukaryota, Discosea, Longamoebia, Acanthamoebidae.